Messenger RNA from Solanum tuberosum (potato), 744 nucleotides. RefSeq names its product auxin response factor 3-like. NCBI's taxonomy places the organism in Eukaryota, Viridiplantae, Streptophyta, Magnoliopsida, Solanales, Solanaceae. The record is from RefSeq and is a predicted model, not a curated record. Bases 179 to 409 code for a protein of 76 amino acids. The transcript is spliced from 3 exons.
UUCUUCUUGGGCAAGUGGGAGGAAAUGUCAAACAUAUUUGUUUUGAAUUCAUGAUCGUUGUCGCUGGACUAUUUUCUGGAAGGGAUGCUAAUAUGUUUUUGGUUCUUGAUUGUAGUUCGUUGUUUUGGUUGCUGGGAGAGAAUAAUAAGAAACAAUAAUCAAUUUUUGUUGGGAAAAGAUGUUAGAUUGUUUGCUAGGAGGAAAUGAUAAGAAAAGAUGGUUUUCUGUGGAUAGCAAUGUAUUGGAGAAGAAACAAUGGCAUCUGUGUCGAUUAGCAUCACCAGCCUCGUCGGCAUCUGCGUUUGGAAGCUCGAAUUUUACAUCGUCAACUCCAUCAAUGGUGGCAUUGAUGUGUAUGGAGCUAUGGCAUGCGUGUGUUGGAUCAUUAAUUUCUCUGCCGAAGAUGUGAGGCGACCAGAUAAUGGCAGCAAAACAUUGAGUGAACUUAAAUUUCAGGUAACACUCUGUUCAUAUGAGAUCACUGACCUCAUCCUUUUUCUUGGCAUUUGGUAUUGACUUGUUUCUUGCCACUGCGGAUAGAAGAUUACUUGGAUGUGGCUAUCCUGAUCCAAUGAGCGUUAUGGCACCUGUAUUGGAAUUAUAAUUACGCAGACUUGUACUACUUUGUGUUUCUUCUUACAUCUACAUAAUCUGUAUUUUUCUUGAUAAGCUGACCUAAUGUUCGUUUCUGUUGUAAAUAUGAGAUUAUGUCUUGAGUUCUCUAUGACUAGAUCUGUUAUAUUA